Messenger RNA from Prunus avium (sweet cherry), 1887 nucleotides. RefSeq names its product putative mitochondrial adenine nucleotide transporter BTL3. Gene Ontology annotation, biological process: transmembrane transport. NCBI's taxonomy places the organism in Eukaryota, Viridiplantae, Streptophyta, Magnoliopsida, Rosales, Rosaceae. The record is from RefSeq and is a predicted model, not a curated record.
UAAAUAAGAAAUGAUAGAAUAAACAUAGUAUACUGUAUAGGAGGGAACUGAAUUGUACUAUGCAUGUUUGGCGAUGGAAGCAAAGCUGCCAAAUCCGCCAUUUUCACCAACCCUUCUUCUUCCCAUUCGCAUUCCAAUCCCUCGAACUCUCCAACCUCACAAUCCAAACACACUCUGACGAAGACGAUGACAGCCACAGCCCACAAAACCCAAAACCUAUUCAAUCCCAUUCCCACGCAUAAAAUGGACGACCCAAAUUCGAGCCUUUUCAUCACCGGCGGCUUGUUUUUGGAACCCACAAUUUCCAAUUCUCUGCUCAAUUCCGUGGUGUCGUUCCGGAAGUCUGUCGUUUCCGCGUCUGGUUCGUCGUAUGGGUUUAGGCUGAGAGCGGUGGCUGGAGGUGGGUUCUUGUCGGUGAGCUUGAAAAGCGAUGGGGUUGUACGGGAAUCCAAAGGGUGUUUGCUGCAGAACGGAGAUGAGGAUUCGGAGGAGGCGGUGGUUGAAGAGAUGAAGACAGAGAAAGUUGGGAUUAGGGGAGGUAGAGCUAUGAACACCACCAAGCAUUUGUGGGCUGGUGCUAUAGCCGCCAUGGUUUCCAGAACUUUUGUUGCACCUCUUGAGAGACUAAAGCUGGAAUAUAUAGUUCGUGGAGAACAGAGGCAUCUAUUCGAGCUGGUUAAGUCAAUUGCGGUUUCUCAGGGCUUGAGGGGCUUUUGGAAGGGGAACUUAGUCAAUAUUCUUCGUACAGCUCCAUUUAAAGCAAUCAAUUUCUAUGCUUAUGAUACUUACAGAAAACAAUUGCUCCGCUUCUCCGGAAAUAAGGAGACUACAAAUUUUGAGAGGUUUGUUGCCGGUGCUGCAGCUGGAAUUACUGCUACCAUACUCUGCUUACCUCUUGACACGAUUCGGACUAAGUUGGUGGCUCCUGGUGGGGAAGUCUUAGGUGGUGUAAUUGGUGCUUUCCGCCACAUGAUCCAAACUGAAGGGUUCUUUUCACUUUAUAAGGGCCUGGUACCCUCCAUCGCAAGCAUGGCACCUUCAGGUGCAGUUUUCUAUGGUGUCUAUGAUAUAUUAAAAUCAGCUUAUCUGCAUUCACCAGAUGGAAGGAAAAGAAUUCAAAAGAUGAGCCAACAGGGGCUGGGCCUGAAUGCUUUCGACCAACUGGAGCUGGGACCCGUUAGGACAUUACUUUAUGGAGCUAUUGCUGGUGCUUGUGCAGAAGCUGCCACAUAUCCGUUUGAAGUGGUGAGGAGACAGCUGCAAUUGCAAGUCCAGGCAACUAAAAUGAGUGCCUUGGCAACUUGUAUGAAAAUAGUGGAACAUGGAGGUGUCCCAGCUCUUUAUGCAGGACUUGUUCCCAGCUUGUUACAGGUACUUCCCUCAGCUGCAAUAAGUUACUUUGUUUAUGAGUUCAUGAAGAUUGUUCUCAAGGUAGAAUGAAGAAAUGAAAUGGGAACCACCAAAGGAAUAUGAUUGGAGAUUUUACAGUAUACUUAGAGAGGAGCACCGGCUAUAAAUUCAGAAUUGUAGGAUUAUAGUGACUUUAGCAGUUACCAUUCAUGUUCCCAAAAGAUUCUGGUAUUGCAAAAGAUAAAAAAUAGUCCACAUCUUAGCCUUCUCUGAAUUCAUACUAACUCAUUUGCAAGCCUAACCGUUUUGUUCACUGCCAAAUUUUGAUUUCCAUUCUCAAGAAACAUAUUCAGGUCAGGAAACAGCAAUUAUUUGGUGCUACUUUAAUCAUGUUUGCUACCACAUUCUCAUAUUGGGACAAUGCAUGCUUAAUUGAAGCAAAUUCAUACGAACACCAUCUGUUUUUGUCGGUGCUGAUCAUGCCUACUCGGAGGAGAAAGUGGUCUGCUGCUUGCUGCCCUCAUUUACUUGCUGCAA